CCCACCCCCCGAUCACGCUCUCAAGUGCCCGAAGCCCAGUGCAACUCGAAAUAAUAUUCGCAAUCUCAAAAAACCCGAGAAAUCCCUCAAUUCACGAGCAAAAAAAAUAAAAAAAAUCCCAAAGCGCGAGAGCCGCGGAAUCUCCGAGUGAACGAACGUGUCUUAAUGGCGCGAAGUGUCCGCCAUUUUGCACUCUCUGUCUACCUCCGUAAAUGCCGAGGCACAAGUGCCCAAGGAAUUACCCAUCGACGGUUCAAUAAUCAUCGGUAAAAGGGCUCGAACGAUGGUUAACUGACAAAUCGCCACGAAUGAUGGUGUUUACGUUUUUCUGCUGGCGAAAUUAAAUUUAUUGAGCGAAAAUGCAAACCGAAGUGCUUGGUUCGAACGAUAUAGAGGGAUUGACUGCAGACAAUUUGAUUCCUGUGGAAUUCCUAUUUCGUGAUGAUUCACAACGAUCGCGUUCACAGGAUGCCCUGUCCAUUGUUGAAUUAGGAAAACAACUGUUGCUGAGUGCUAAGCAUGGAGAGACUGAGACUGUCAGAGAUCUCAUGUGUCGAGGGGCACCCUUCACAACUGAUUGGUUGGGAACUAGUGCUUUGCACCUCGCAGCCCAGAGCAACCACGUGGACACAGCAGAGGUGCUCCUUCGGGCCGGAAUAUCAAGGGACGCCAGGACGAAGGUCGACAGGACACCUCUGCACAUGGCUGCCUACGAGGGACACCACGAAAUGGCAGUCCUGUUGCUGAAUUAUGGGGCUGAUGUGGACAGCAGGGACAUGUUGAGAAUGACUCCCCUCCACUGGGCAGUUGAGAGAGAACACGAGGAGGUGAUGCACGUCCUCCUGGAUCAUGGGGCUGACGCAAAUGCCAUAAGUAAAUUCGACAAGACCCCCAUUAGUCUGGCCCUAGAGCACGACAGACUGGACCUAGUGGAUAUUUUGCAGCAGGAGCGCGAGGUCCUGAGUUUGCGAGAGGAAAAACAGAGACAGGCUAAUACAGCUGAGAUUGAGGAAGCUACUCACAGUUUGAUGAAGAUGCAGGAGGCUGAGAGGAAGCAGGAGCAGCAGCAGUUUGAGAUGCAGCAGCAACUGCAACAGAAACGAAAAAUACAGCAAGCCCAACCAGUGAAAAAACAGAAAGUUCUCUUUCAACCGAUCCACGUAUCCCCAUCGAGUGACGACGAACGAGAGAAAGAGGCAGAGUUGGCGGCUAGAAUAAGUAGCAUUGAAAAUAGUACAUUUAAGAAGCGUAAAGAGUUGGGGGGACUGAGUGGUCUUGAACAGCCACUUCGGUUGCUCGAGGCACACGGAAUUACCAUGAUUCCCGUUGAUAAUGAUGCUAGUAUCGUCGAGAAUGCGAUGGAAAGUGGGAGGACUGUUGUUUUAACAGAAGCUGGAAAAUUAGCGUUAAACUUGACGAGAAACUCGUCAAUGUCAGGGAAGAAACUUCAGGACGUGCAGAUCGGUGGCACAACGUACAAAGCACGGAGGAAAGUCAUUGCCAUAAGGGCAGAUCAGAUUCUCAACAAGAGUCAGCCCCCCCUCACUCCGAAAGGACCAAACAUUCUCAAGAGAAACACAGCGGACAAACCAGGAAAACUAUUUUUAACUCCUAUUCCUAAUAAUUCCAACAAUUCAUCCAACGUAACGACUCCAAAACCAACAAUUACACCUAAAGUUCAGAAAAAAGCACUAGAAAGUCCUCCAAAGGAAAAAAAUCCAAUUCUCCUGAAGCUGGACGAUGAUAUCGAGGAAAUAGAAGAGGAAUCAUCAGCAGCAGAUUCCUCUGAAGAACAAGUAAUGGACAUUGUCCUGUUGAAUAAACAAUUGAUAGAGGCAAGAAGAUUAGCAGCCGAAUAUCGAAAACAGUUGCAGAAGAAGGAGGAGGAGGCGGAGAUCUACAAGCAGCAGUUGAAGAAUAUCACAGCACAAACAACAACGAAAUGACUCUCUCCUGGAAUUAUUUUAUAAAUCAUUUUCACUGGUUUACCUCUUCUGAUUUUUUUCCUCAAUUCAUGUGGAUUUCGUGUACAUAAAGAGUCUCUUUUUGUAUAAAUAGUUGUACAAAGUGCCAAUGCCAUUGGUUAAUGGUGAAAAACAUUUUUGAUACUGAAUAAAUGAUUAUUAAUUAACUAAUCAUGAUUGAUUUCUCGUGUUUACUGAGAUUUUUUGGUUUUGAGGUCUCGAUUUGUGGGUUUUCGUGAUAUUCAAGUGACGUAUUUGUCUUUCAGACGAUUAAUUUUUUAUUUGUGGUGUGUAUGAGAGUCGAGAAUAGUUUUUUUGAAUGGAAAUUAAGGAUUCGGCUUUUUCGUAAUCUGCGAUUACAAUUUUACGUGUAAAUGCCGGUGAAGUAAAGUAGAUUAUUUUUAUAUGAAAAUUGGAAAUGAAGACAUAAAGAUUGGGAUGUGAAUUUUGUUUGAGAACAUUGUGAAAGUAAUUGAUAAGAUUGACAUUUGAAUAAACUUGUUUUUAUGAAGAAGUUUGUUGUGGAAUCACUUUAUUUCUUGCACGUGCCAUAAUAGCGUUGUGAAAAAACGUUUUUCGUACUGAAUGAAUGAUUGUUAAUUAAUUAAUCAUGAUUGAUUUCUCGUGUUUACUGAGAUUUUUUGGUUUUGAGGUCUCGAUUUGUGGGUUUUCGUGAUAUUCAAGUGACGUAUUUGUCUUUCAGACGAUUAAUUUUUUAUUUGUGGUGUGUAUGAGAGUCGAGAAUAGUUUUUUUGAAUGGAAAUUAAGGAUUCGGCUUUUUCGUAAUCUGCGAUUACAAUUUUACGUGUAAAUGCCGGUGAAGUAAAGUAGAUUAUUUUUAUAUGAAAAUUGGAAAUGAAGACAUAAAGAUUGGGAUGUGAAUUUUUUUUGAGAACAUUGUGAAAGUAAUUGAUAAGAUUGACAUUUGAAUAAACUUGUUUUUAUGAAG
Messenger RNA from Diachasma alloeum, 2913 nucleotides. RefSeq names its product poly [ADP-ribose] polymerase tankyrase-2 (gene Atac3). The transcript has 8 exons. Gene Ontology annotation, cellular component: nucleus. Gene Ontology annotation, molecular function: protein binding; transcription cis-regulatory region binding. The record is from RefSeq and is a predicted model, not a curated record. Gene Ontology annotation, biological process: positive regulation of transcription by RNA polymerase II. Bases 360 to 1946 code for a protein of 528 amino acids. Lineage: Eukaryota; Metazoa; Arthropoda; Insecta; Hymenoptera; Braconidae.